AUGAAUAGCCUCAAAGCACUACUCGCGCUGCUGCUGGCGAUCACCACUGUUGCAUGCGCAAAGGCUGCAGCAAGCGAAGAGGAGUCCUCCCCAUUCAACUACAUCACAGCGAACUUGCUGGCCCAGCUGUUGAUUAUGUUGAUUUUGUUCCUUGGGAGUUGUAUUGGCGUCUGCUGCCUAAUGAAGAUCGACACGCCCUCGACCUUCUCUGACAAGCCUCUCGUUAUCAACAAGGAAUACUGA
Messenger RNA from Eimeria acervulina, 243 nucleotides. RefSeq lists its product as hypothetical. The record is from RefSeq and is a predicted model, not a curated record. The coding region runs from base 1 to 243 and encodes 80 amino acids. NCBI's taxonomy places the organism in Eukaryota, Apicomplexa, Conoidasida, Eucoccidiorida, Eimeriidae. The transcript has 2 exons.